ACCCAACUUUCUCCUAUUAAUAUGCUUCUAUCUUCUCUUCUCUUCCUACUUCUAACCUUCUCUUCUUCCACACACAUAAAUACACACACGCUUCAGAUAAUAUAGAAGAAGAACAAGAACAAGAAAAUAAUGGAUCAAGAAAAGUCUCCCUCUUGCUGCUGCGUUCUUGAUGCUUCUACUUAUGUAGGUUUCUGGAUUCUCAAGAAGUUGCUUAGCAGAGGAUACUCUGUUCACGCAGCUAUUCGUAGAAACGGGGAGAGUGAAAUUGAAGAGACAAUCAGAGAGAUGGAAGCAACGGAGGAGAGAUUAGUGGUGUACGAUGUUGAUGUGUUGGACUAUCAAAGCAUACUUGUCUCUCUCAAGACAUGUAACGCUGUCUUCUGCUGCUUAGAUAGCCCUGAAGGAUACGAUGAGAAGGAGGUUGAUUUGGAGGUGAGAGGAGCUAUCAAUGUGGUGGAGGCAUGUGGAAGAACAGAGAGCAUAGAGAAGAUUGUCUUCUCUUCUUCUUUAACAGCUUCUAUUUGGAGAGACAACAUUGGAACUCAGAAGGAUGUUGAUGAGAAGUGUUGGAGUGAUCAAGACUUCUGUCGCAGCAAGAAGCUGUGGCACGCAUUGGCAAAGAUGUUGUCCGAGAAAGCAGCUUGGGCACUAGCCAUGGACCGUAGGCUCAACAUGGUUUCUAUCAAUCCUGGUCUUAUCGUCGGACCGUCGGUUGCACAACAUAACCCUAGGCCCACCAUGUCCUACCUCAAAGGAGCUGCACAAAUGUAUGAGAAUGGAGUGUUGGCAUAUGUAGAUGUGAAAUUCUUAGCGGAUGUUCAUAUUAGAGCAUUCGAGGAUGUUUCAGCAUGUGGUCGAUAUUUCUGCUUCAACCAAAUCGUCAACACAGAAGAAGAAGCUCUCAAGCUUGUCCAGAGUUUGUCUCCUUUGAUACCUAUGCCACCGAGGUAUGAGAGUGUAAUGCAAGGAAGCGAAGUUUACGAAGAAAGAUUGAGGAACAAUAAAUUGAGCAAGCUGGUGGAAGCUGGCUCUGCUUGUUAAACAAAUAUUAAAAUUAUUAAAAUUGAAAAUGAGGAGCUUAUACAAGAAAGGGUUAUAGUUUGUUUAUUAAGCUUCUCUCAAUUCAUACUUCAUGGUAGCAUGUGUUCUCGUGAACUAUUUAUUUAUAAAAUAUCAUAUUGUCAUGUGAUAUAUAUAUUAGUAUACGAGUGAUGGGUAGAGGUUUUAUAUAUUUUCCGGGAGCACACAAUGUCAAUGCUUUCUACAAUUUAUUUAUUUAUUUUA
Messenger RNA from Raphanus sativus (radish), 1284 nucleotides. RefSeq names its product cinnamoyl-CoA reductase-like SNL6. The record is from RefSeq and is a predicted model, not a curated record. Bases 130 to 1041 code for a protein of 303 amino acids. NCBI's taxonomy places the organism in Eukaryota, Viridiplantae, Streptophyta, Magnoliopsida, Brassicales, Brassicaceae. Gene Ontology annotation, molecular function: oxidoreductase activity, acting on the CH-OH group of donors, NAD or NADP as acceptor. The transcript is spliced from 6 exons.